CGGAGCUGUGCAUUUCUGUUCUCAUUCUGUAAGGAGGAGGGCAGACUGCAGGAACACUAUCAAAUUGUUUUAUUCUGAAAGAGUUUAGCAUUGCUUAAGGAAACAAACGGAAGCUGGACCAGAGAAUGGCAAAUACCUAUGUCACAACGUCUGAUGGGUACUACCUCGCUGAACCCACACAGUAUUAUGAUAUUUUGCCAGAACAAUUCCAUUAUCAGCUGUGUAACACGGAUUUCCAAGAACCACCCUAUUGCCAAUAUUCCACUGCUCAGUUCCCUCCAGCAUUACAGUCCCCAUCUUUACAAAGCCAUCUCAACACACAUGGCUUGGAUCCACAGUACAGUGGUGGCGGUUGGUGCGGACUCGACGCUCGAGAAUCUAGUCAGUCCACUUAUGUGGUUGUUCACGAUGAUGAGGAUGGCUUCCCUGGGACACAGACAUGCAGACCGACUUGUUCUUUACGCUGGAAGGGACAAGAUGAGCUCUGCAUGGUCUGUGGUGAUAAGGCGUCAGGAUAUCACUACAAUGCACUUACCUGUGAGGGCUGCAAAGGUUUUUUCCGGCGCAGCAUUACCAAAAAUGCAGUGUAUUCUUGCAAGAAUGGUGGCCACUGUGAGAUGGACUUGUACAUGCGCAGAAAAUGCCAAGAGUGCAGACUGAAAAAGUGCAAGGCGGUGGGGAUGUUGGCAGAAUGUUUGCUCACAGAGGUCCAGUGUAAGUCAAAGAGACUUCGAAAGAACUUCAAGCAUGGGCCUGCCCUGUACCCUGCCACCCAAGUGGAAGAUGAAGGAGCAGACACCAAACACGUGUCAUCCACCUCUAGAUCUGGGAAAGAGGUUCAGGACAACGUGACUCUAACUCAAGAGGAACAUCGUCUUCUGAAUGCCAUAGUGACUGCUCAUCAAAAAUCCCUGAUUCCCUUAGGGGAAACAAGCACACUUCUACAGGAGUCUUCCAACCCAGAACUAAGUUUUCUGAGACUCUCAGAGGUAUUAAUCCUGCACAUCCACAGGCUGAUGACGUUUACCAAGGGACUCCCAGGAUUUGAAAAUUUAACCACUGAGGAUCAGACUGCGUUACAGAAGGAGUCAAAAACUGAAGUGAUGUUCCUUCAUGUAGCCCAGCUUUAUGGUGGGAAAGGCUCAACCUCUGGAAGUACUGUGAGACCAGCAAAGCCCUCAGCUGGGACACUGGAGGUGCAUAACCAUAGGGGUGAGGAAAGUGGUCCUUCUUCAGGAAACUUGUUCAAGGAAGGCUACCCUUUGGCUACUCUAACUGGUAUUACUAAAGAAUUUAUUGCCUCACUGUCUUACUUCUACAGAAGAAUGAGUGAACUUAAUGUAACGGAUACUGAGUAUGCUCUGCUUACAGCCACAACAGUGCUUUUCUCAGAUCGUCCAUGUCUUAAAAAUAAGCAGCAUGUAGAAAACCUACAGGAACCAGUCCUGCAACUUUUGUUUAAGUAUUCAAAACUGUACCAUCCAGAAGACCCACAGCGCUUCGCUCACCUCAUAGGGAGGCUUACUGAAUUGAGAACUCUGAGUCAUAGCCACUCAGAAAUCCUUAGCACUUGGAAAGCAGAAGACCCCAAGCUGGUUAUGUUAUUCUCUGAGAAAUGGGAUUUGCACUCGCUUUACUGAAAAUUUAGAGUGUUGAGGUUUGCCUUAAAAUUUCAAAAUCAAAAUUGGAUGAAAGAUUUGAAAAACGUGAACAAAAUCAUUGAGUUAUCACACAACAUCGCAGCCUGGAGAUCCGAGGGCUCCUUGGAGUUCCCCGAACUUUCAGCUCUUAGAAGUUGAACACUCCAGGGCUCUCCUCACGAUUGGAUGCAAAGGAGAAAAUGGAGCAGGUGGUGGCAUAGUCUCCACUCUUGAGAGACAGAGGCAAGAGGACCCCACGUUUAAGGCAGUCCUGGGCUAUGUAGCGAGACUCAUCUCAGAAGAAGAAAGGAAAGACUGACAGCCAUCGUUUUGUCUACAGUCCUCACCUACAGAAAUGAUUUUUUUUUUUUUGCUUAGCUGAAAUACAUAAUGUACAAAUGUGAACAAAGGUCAGUUAUGAUUAGGAUCAGGCAGUUUGUGUGCCUCACUGAUUAAGGACACAUGGAUGGAAUAGAAACUAAUGCUUAGAACCUCUUCUUCACGAAUGAUUAAAGAGGAACAAACCCUUUUCAAAUUGAAUCUGCUUUAUAUUUUUAAUAAGUACAUGCUAAGUGUACAGAAUGGUAGUUUUAUUAUGGAAAUUUCAUACAUGUAGACUGGAUAUUUCUAGUGUUCCCCACACUGCUGAUGCCCUUCUCACUUCCCCCCAAUAUUUCCCCUCCUCUUCCAUGCCCUAAAAAUCGAGAUUCACACAUGCAAGAAAACAUUUGAUCCCAGCCCAAGUCUGGCUUAUUUCCUUUGACAUGAAUAUCUCAUCUAUUUUUCUGCAAAUGACACAAUUCAUUCCUCUAAGGACUGGAUUGUGUGUGUAUCGUCUGUAUAGAUCACAUUUUAUUUACCUAACUGCUGAUGACACCUAGUUUGGUUCUGUAUCCUGGCCACUAUGAACCGUGCUGUAAUAAACAUGACUGUAGGUUUUGAGCUUUUAUGUGGCUCUUCAUUCCUUUAGGUGUUCUCCCAGAGGUGGUAUGGAUUAUAUGAUAACUCUAUUUUAGAUUUGAAGGA
This is a messenger RNA of Apodemus sylvaticus (European woodmouse), 2666 nucleotides long. Its product is annotated as bile acid receptor-like. Gene Ontology annotation, molecular function: RNA polymerase II cis-regulatory region sequence-specific DNA binding; nuclear receptor activity; zinc ion binding. NCBI's taxonomy places the organism in Eukaryota, Metazoa, Chordata, Mammalia, Rodentia, Muridae. Gene Ontology annotation, biological process: negative regulation of transcription by RNA polymerase II; positive regulation of transcription by RNA polymerase II; negative regulation of inflammatory response. The coding region runs from base 126 to 1640 and encodes 504 amino acids. The record is from RefSeq and is a predicted model, not a curated record. The transcript has 11 exons.